Molecule: messenger RNA, 1210 nt
Organism: Phyllostomus hastatus (greater spear-nosed bat)
Lineage: Eukaryota; Metazoa; Chordata; Mammalia; Chiroptera; Phyllostomidae
Product: serine/arginine repetitive matrix protein 3-like
Exons: 2
Coding region: 1-504 (167 amino acids)
Source: RefSeq, a predicted model, not a curated record
AUGCGAGCGGAGGCGGGCGGGAGGGGCCGGGCGGAGGGGCGGAGGCCGAGGCGCGGCGCGGCCGUCAGGAGCGGGGCUCCUCCAUGCCGCCGGGGGAGGAUCAGGGGCGGGUCUCCGCCGGCGGAGGGGGCGGUGGCCGGCCGGCGGGGUCGCGGGAGUCGUCUUCCCGGGCCGGGGGUGGGGCGUGCCCGCGGCGGCUCCUCCCCCCCGGCCUCCGCUCCGGCCCUCGGGUCCCCGGUGCGGCUGGGAGCGAGCGAGCGAGCGGGUCCUCCUUCCACCUCCCUCGGUCCUGUCGUCCUCAGGGUGCUGGGUGCGGUGGCGCUGGAGCGGUUCCCUCGCGAGCCGGAGCGGACGGAGCAGCUGAGAGACGAGGCGAGGAGGCCGUGCCGGGUGGAGACGCUUGUGGGCUCCGCUCAGACACCUCAGCCAAUCAGCGGUCGGAGCCGACGGUUGCGGAACGCUCGUGUGCCCGACGCUGGCAUUUGGAAUAGCGUGCCCAUGUGAACUCCCUGUGACUUGAGGAACCUAAGAAGCUACCGCCUUGACAGGCUUUCAGCUUGUUACGUUUUUAAAGUUCGAAGACCUCCGAAACAGAUCACUGGCACCGCUGGCCUUUUUUUUUUUUUUUUUUUUUUUAAGCAAUAUAGUCCAAAAUUUUAAGACCCACCUGGAUCUUGUGAGGGCUGAUUUUAAAGGGUGAUUUUUUAUAAACCCGUAAUGUUUUACAUUGAGAAGCCCUACUACAGCUACAUAGUAGGGACAUGUUAAAAAAAAAAAAGAAUCAUUGUUACCCUUUUCUAAAAUAUUGGAAGUCUGUUGGAAGACUAAUUUAAAAUUUAGUAAAAGGCUGGACUGAAGCCUCAAUCAGUUUCAUCGAUAAAAUGAGGAGACAAUUAGUUUCAACACAUUUGAGAUUGGCAGUUGCCCCACCCUGUGUAUGAAAGCCAUGCUGUCACAUAAUUUGCCAUUUCCUUGCAUUCUUGGAAUGUACUUGUAGAGAUGCGUAAAAUCAGGAGAAAAAUUUAUAAAGACGUUUAACAAUUCUUUUUCACUAUCCAUUUCAGCUGCCCUGUAAUCUUCUACCCCGUGUCACCUGCCAUUCCCACAUUUCUCUAAAGCACAGGGUGCAAUACUUCAGGCAACAAAUAUUACUCUUGCUAGACAUUCACAGGUCCAUAGUGAGUCCCCUAUCUGGACAGAGAUAUUUUGU